AUGGAAGCGCUGCAGGAUAUGCUUGUGUGUCAUCAAUCACCGGACCGCUCCUCCCUGCAAAAUGCUUGCCAGGAGUAUGGCUUUCAAGGCAACAUCACAACGAUUGACGUGCAGGGAGCCCUGACUGAACGCUGGUCACAUCAUGACGUUCAGAGCGACGCCGCCCAGCCCGUGAUCCUCACCGAUGCAAGACCAACGCAGUGGGCCGUGAAUGCGGUAAACCACAUGCUGUCGUCACAGCCAUUGAAAAACCAGUUCCGGAAAACAAAGAUGUGCGCCUACAACAAGAAGAAGAUGUGCGAAAUGGGUCCAGGGUGUCCCUUCGCCCACUCCAGGGCAGAGUUGCAGCCAAUGCCAGACCUGGCAAAGACCAAGAUGUGCUACAACUACUUCCAGAGGAGAUGUACGGACAUCCACUGCAAGUUCGCGCACGGAUCUGCAGAGCUGCGGUCCGUGUGGACUCAGAGGCCAUACUGCACCUGGCCAGUGGAAGAGGCCUGCCGCUUCUUUCAGCCUUGGGCUUUGACCAAACUUGCCUUGUAG
Messenger RNA from Symbiodinium natans, 543 nucleotides. Lineage: Eukaryota; Dinophyceae; Suessiales; Symbiodiniaceae. The record is from the annotation of a GenBank genome assembly.